Astyanax mexicanus (Mexican tetra) is the source of this 1233-nucleotide messenger RNA. It is a transcript of the gene acyp2, whose product is annotated as acylphosphatase 2, muscle type. The record is from RefSeq and is a predicted model, not a curated record. NCBI's taxonomy places the organism in Eukaryota, Metazoa, Chordata, Actinopteri, Characiformes, Acestrorhamphidae. The transcript is spliced from 6 exons. Gene Ontology annotation, molecular function: acylphosphatase activity. The coding region runs from base 264 to 719 and encodes 151 amino acids.
CGUCCAGUGGCGAUGGCCUGAAACGCUCUGAGCGGGCCACGAGCGGUGCCGGCUUCCCUCCACCGUCACGGGAUUACAAGUGUUUGCUUAACCUCCUCACCCCUGUUUCUGUGCACGCCCAAACCCCUCUCUGGCACUGGAACUUCGGAGAGGCCGAGACGGCCCUCAUCGUUACGCCGAUUAGUUCACAAGCCGUCGAGCACGCCAGGAGGGAGCACGGGCCUUUGUUACAAACAGCCUCUCAGUGGAGAGUCAACUCCGCCAUGGCCAGGCCGCACUGCGCUUGUACACCCAGACCUGAGCACGAGAUUCGACACAGCCUCAAUAAACUGACUGAUCAAGGAAGGACCCAUUAUGUCAAUGAGCAACAAUUCCUGUUUUUCCCUUCGUUCCCUCCCGUCUCUCCCACCUUGUGUGUUGACGUCCCCCUGGGGUGUGUUUACUCCUGUCUCCAGCACUUCACAUUGCCGGGGAAAGGUGUGUGCUUCAGAAUGUACACAGAGGAUCAGGGGAAGAAGCUGGGGGUGAACGGCUGGGUGAAGAACACCAGACAGGGCACUGUGAUCGGACAGGUGCAGGGGCCCCGGGACAAGGUUGAUGAAAUGAAGCACUGGCUGAGACACGUGGGCAGUCCCAGCUCCCGUAUUGACCGUGCUGAGUUCUCUAACGAGAGGGAUAUUUCUAAACUGGAGAUACGAGGAUUUGGCACUCGCUACUGAGCUCUUUAACCGUUCGUUCACAAAGUCAUGAAGAAUUUAUCGUUCAUCACCAGUGUGUUUACACUCCUUGAUUCUGUGUGUUCAAAGCCAAACAAACCAUAUACAUCCUAUUACCAGCUGCAUUUACCAGUUACUGCAUUUAUUCUUUAUAUUUAUUAUAAUAUUCAUCCUCUUAAACACUUACCUUUAUUGUAGCAUGAUUACAUAUCAUUUUACACACACUCUGUUAAUAUUAUUAUUAAUAAUAAAUGCACAAUAAGGCAAUAUGUCAGGGAUUGAAGGGGUUUUUAAUGUAAGCAAUAUUCACUAAUAUGUAUAUUAUAUUGAAUGUAUCAGUAUUACCUUAUAAAAGAAGUGCUCCUUAUUGUUGUAUGAAUUGAAUAGAAUUUGUGAUGUUAAAUCUGACAAUAUUUUUUUCUUUCAUAUUAAAGCCAACAAAACUCGCCAGUCAUCUGUUUAUAAUUAAACCAGCGCCCAGAUCCCACCCUGAAAUAAACCUUUAUACUGAAUUUAA